GAAGAACAGGGCAGUUUCAGCGUCACUCCCCUCAGAUGAAACUGAAAGUUUGUCCGAGCUGACAAUAAAGACGACAGUCUCUGUUUCUGUCUGAAGAAAAAACAAAGUUCCUCAAGACUUUCUGAGCAGCAGAGUCGGUCAAACACCGCACAGACAUGUCUGCUGCCAGCUGUCUGCUAUCUGAAGAUCAGUUUCUGUGCUCCAUCUGUCUGGAUGUGUUCACUGAUCCAGUCUCCACAUCAUGUGGACACAACUACUGCAAAAACUGCAUCAAUCAACACUGGAACACUGCUGACCAGUACCUGUGUCCGGUGUGUAAAAAGGUUUUUAACACAAGACCUCAGUUGAAGGUCAACACUUUGCUCUCUGAGAUGGUUGCUCAGUUCAAACAGGAAGCUCAACAGAAAGCCAGCAGCAGCAGCUCAGAGCAACAAGUUGCCAAACCAGGAGAAGUUUCCUGUGACGUCUGCACUGGAACCAAACUGAAGGCCCUGAAGUCCUGCCUGGUGUGUCUGACCUCCUACUGUGAGACUCACCUGGAGCCUCAUCUGACAGCGUCAGGCCUGAAAAGACAUCAGCUGAUCCACCCUGUGGAGAACCUGGAAGAUUGGAUGUGUACAAAGCACGAUAAACCUCUGGAGCUGUUCUGUAAGACCGACCAGACAUGUGUCUGCAUGCUCUGCUCUGUUUUAGACCACAGGACACAUGAGUUUGUUCCUCUGAAAGAAGAAUAUGAAGGAAAGAAGGCAGAGCUGGAGAAGACAGAGGCUAAAAUUCGGCAGAUGAUCCAGAAGAGACGACUGAAGAUUGAGGAGAUCAAACACUCAGUCAAGAUCAGUAAAGAUGAUGCAGACAGAGAGAAAGCAGAAGGUGUUCAGGUCUUCACUGCUCUGAAGGAGUCUGUUGACAGAGGCCUGAACCAGCUCAUAAAGGAGAUGGAAGAGAAACAGAAAACCACAGAGAAACAGGCUGAAGACUUGAUCACAGAGCUGGAACAGGAAAUCUCUGAGCUGAUGAAGAGAAGCACUGAGGUGGAGCAGCUCUCACUCUCUGAAGACCACCUCCACCUCCUCCAAAACUUCCCAUCCCUGAAAGCUGCUCUACCCACCAAGGACUGGACAGAGGUCAGAGUCCGUCCACCAUCAUAUGAGGGGACUGUGGUGAGAGCUGUGGCUCAGCUGGAGGAGACGCUCAGUAAAGAGAUGAAGAAGCUGUUUGAGGCUGAGCUGAAGAGGGUCCAGCAGUAUGCAGUGGAUGUGACUCUGGAUCCUGAUACAGCACAUCCUGAACUCAUCCUGUCUGAUGAUGAGAAACAAGUGAAACAUGGUGAUGUGAGGAAGAAUCUUCCAGACAACCCAGGGAGGUUUUCUCAUGGCCUCUGUGUCUUAGGAAAACAGAGUUUCUCUUCAGGCAGAUUUUACUUUGAGGUUCAGGUUAAAGGAAAGACUGAGUGGGAUUUAGGAGUGGCCAGAGAGUCGAUCAACAAGAAGGGUCUAGUCCGACUGAGCCCAGAGGACGGUCACUGGACGAUAUGGUUGAGAAAUGGGAAUGAGUACGAAGCUCUUGAUGACCCUUCAGUCAAUCUCUCUCUGAAGUCUGGUCCUGAGAAGGUGGGGGUGUUUGUGGAUUAUGAGGAGGGUCUGGUCUCCUUUUAUGACGUAGAUGCUGCAGCUCUCAUCUACUCCUUUACUGGCUGCUCCUUCACUGAGAAACUCUACCCAUUCUUCAGUCCAGGGCUUAAUGACGAUGGUAAAAACUUGUCCCCUCUAAUUGUCUCAGACUGAGCAGAUGAAUCAUUUUAGUUUCUAUAAAAACAUCCUGCAUUAUACAAGAUUACAGAAAGGCAUGUGGACUGUUGUCAUAUGAUUUGGACUCAAGGUCAAGUCAUCGACUUGAUUUCUUCACACUCAGCUAAAGAAAAUUCCCUCAACUUUGUUUUUAACACAAAUGUCCCAUGAAUUUAUUUGGAAAUGAGCCUUCUGUGUUGACAGACUUCCCCCUCCCAAGACAAAAGAGGAAGAGUCUUAAUUUGACCAAAAGCACAAGAGACAAAGAAGACAUUCAGGCCUUUAGUCAGACUGUUGGCACAUUUAACAUCUGUGGUACUUUUGAAUGAGUGAUGUUAUUGAUUAUAAGUUACAGCUGCCAAAAGCCAAACUAUCCACAACAUGAAAGGUCUAGAAAUCGGCAAAGCUUGAAAAACCACUCAGCUCUGUAACCACUGACUCUGUUCACUGUGUUUGGUAUUCAGUUAUUGUUGCUUUUAAUUUGUCAGACAUACUUAUGGUGCUGACAAGGUGUGUGAGGUGUUAGUGAGUGUUUUUUGUAUAGUUUGGUUGGAACUGUUCUUCACUGUGUGGUAGCUUUAGGCUAACUCUGACAUGGUGCAGAUAACGGUAAUAUUUCUGUGAGAUACUGUACAUACAGCAGGAUAAUGCUGUUCAUACAUGAAUAUUCUGUAUAAACUGCCCUGAGUUUAUAGCUUCAUGCUCCAAUAUUUAGACGUGUUGUACUUAUACAAGAAAAACAAUUAAGGAAAUCAAACGCUGAAUAUGUGUCAGUUUUUCCAUUUAUAUGUUAAAUAAAUUGAUCUUUAUAAACAAA
This is a messenger RNA of Lates calcarifer (barramundi perch), 2604 nucleotides long. Its product is annotated as E3 ubiquitin-protein ligase TRIM21. The transcript has 2 exons. Gene Ontology annotation, molecular function: protein binding; zinc ion binding. Lineage: Eukaryota; Metazoa; Chordata; Actinopteri; Centropomidae. Bases 156 to 1784 code for a protein of 542 amino acids. The record is from RefSeq and is a predicted model, not a curated record.